UGGUAUAGUUUUUAAACUUCCGUUUUUUCCAUGCUGGUUUGUUUUGCAAAGUUGCUUCAGGUUUCGUCAUUAAUAUUAUCUGCUUCGCGCCGAUUGUCAACAGCGAUGCCUCGAAACAAACGUGGAGGCCGGAGGAAAUAUCAGCCCAAAAAACAAGGUCGAGGCAGUUGGGAACUGUCUGUCCGCAGGAAUGAACUGUUUGAAAUUUUUUAUUCAGGUGUCGGAAUCGUACCAGAGGGGGAGUGGGAUCAAUUCCUUAAGACCCUCCGGGAACCGUUACCUGUAACAUUUAGAAUCACUGGCUUCAAAGGACAAUCUAAGGAAUUGAUGAAAAUAGUGAAAGGACAGUACCUGAAUGACUUAAUGAAAUUUACUGAGGAUGAGCUUGAGGAGCGUGACCCUGUGGUGCCCAAGAAUCUCACAUGGUACCCAGAUGAGCUGGGCUGGCAGAUUAACCUUUCCAAGAAGGAGGUCAGGCAUGUUCCUCGGCUGGAGAAACUGAAAAAAUUUCUGGUGUUUGAGACAGAAAGUGGAAAUAUUAGUCGCCAGGAAGCUGUGUCUAUGAUCCCGCCAUUGGUAAUGGACAUCAAGCCACAUCAUAAGGUUUUGGACAUGUGUGCAGCUCCCGGCUCAAAGACUUCACAGCUGAUUGAAUACCUUCACUCCGGUGACACGACUGAAGAACCAGAGGGGUUUGUAAUUGCUAAUGAUGUAGAUAACAAGCGCUGCUAUCUGAUGGUCCACCAGGUAAAACGUUUACAGAGUCCAUGCUGUGCCAUUAUGAACCACGAUGCCACCAGUCUGCCAAAACUCAGAUGUGGGGAUGGUGCCCAUGACUUUGUGAUGUUCGACCGAGUCCUCUGUGAUGUGCCAUGCAGUGGAGACGGUACUAUGAGGAAGAACUUUGACAUCUGGGAAAAAUGGAGUAUGAAUCAGGCGAUGAACCUUCACAGACAACAGACAAAGAUCCUGCGGCGAGGCCUAGAGUUGUUAGAAGUGGGUGGGCGACUUGUAUAUUCCACAUGUUCCUUUAACCCAGUGGAGGAUGAGGCUGUCAUAGCCGCAAUGCUGGACCAAUGUAAAGGUAGUGUGGAGAUGGUGGAUGUCAGCAGUGAGUUACCUGGACUGAAGUAUGUCCGUGGUCUAACGUCCUGGAAGCUGUUUUUUGGCGGUUUGGAUCAAGGUCAGUGGUACGAGACUUAUGAGGCUGCCAAGGAGGACAAGGUCAAUAACAUGAACCCUACAUUUUUCUGUCCCCCUGCAGAUGUUGCCAAGGCCUUACAUCUGGACCGCUGUGUUCGUGUCCUUCCCCAUCACCAGGAUACUGGAGGAUUCUUUAUAGCGGUCCUCACGAAAAAGACACACCUUCCCUGGCAGCCACCACCAAAGGACACAGAAUCUUCCAGUACAGACAGUAAGUCAGAGUCUGUAGGAGGAGACAUAUGCAUGGAACAGACCGGUGCAGAACCUUCAGCUCAGAAAACAGAUAUGGACACUGGAGAUGGCACAGACAACGACACAGUCCCCAACACAGAGAAAGCAGACACUGGAGAUGUAGCACCUGGCACAGGAACACAGGGAGAGAAGAGGAAAGCUGAUAGUCUACACCCAGAUGAUAAGGCGUUUGAUGGCAAACAUAACAAACGCAUGCAGGGAUAUAAAGAAGAUCCGUUCCUGUUCCUGGAGAAGGAAGACCCGCUAUUUACACCUAUCAGAGAGUUCUACAGUUUGUCUGAGAAGCUAACAGCGGACCAGAUAUUAUACCGUACAGACUCCGGGAGGAUUCGCUCACUGUACUAUGUUUCUAAACCUGUACGUAACCUGGUUCAGAGGAACUGCAGCAGAGUUAAGUUUGUCAAUACAGGUGUAAAAGCUUUUGGGCGGAGUCCAUCUCCUAUAGUCCCAGAAUGUGACUUCAGAUUGAACCAGGAGGGCCUGGGAGCCUUACACAAUAUGAUAAUGGGACGGACGCUCCACUUUGGACGUGACGACAUGCUUACGUUGUUGUCACAGGACAACCCUUACUUUGAGCGUUUCACAGAUGAUGCAAAGGAGCAGUUCAACAAAAUCAGCCCAGGAAGUUCUGUCUUCAAGUACUGCCCAACUAACAGUGAUGCUGCACCAGCCUGUGAUAUAAUUGUGUGUGGAUGGAAAGGAAAGACAUCUACACGGCCAUUUGUUGGCAAGCAUGAGCGGACUCACUAUCUCCGUCUAUUUGGACUGGAGCUGGAGGACCUAGUCAAAGAACAUGCAGAAGAGCGAGAACGUCGGAAAAUGGCAGAAUCUGUGAUUAGCGAUUUGAAGGAGUUUGAUGCUCCCAGUGAUCCAGAGGAUUGUAGUGAUCAGGAGGAGAACAAAGCCACAGGAAACACAAAGGACUGCGCAGAUAAUAAAAUGGACAUCAAUGUUAAAGACGAAGUGAUAGAUGUGAAAGAGGAUAUUUCUGAAAAUGGGGGAGAAUGACCAUCAUCAUUGACAUUGUAACAAUUAAACUAGGAAUCUUAAUUGAAUGGACUGAUCUGUCCUCUUACAGAUGUUGUAACUUUCCAACAUGGAUCCAGAGAUCUUAAUUUAUCAUUAUGUUCCUUUGUAUGAUGGACAUGGUUUUGACAAAACAAGAUGCUUUGGACACAAAAUGAAGGUUGUGGUAUACAUGGCUACCUCUGUUUUGACCGUUAUCCACUCUUAAAUCGUGAACAUCCAGUGGUUAUCAAAUUAAAACUUCAUAAGGGAUCUCAUUUAGGAGUCCUAAACAGGUAUCUGAUCUCAAAUUCACCUGAAGGAUUGACAUGUAAGGGCAGCUUACAAAGCAGGCCACCAUGGAAGUGUUAAAAAGAAGGGUAUGGGUUUUAGAUACUUAUGUCAUAUAUUUUCUAGACAUGUAAAGAGAAAAUAAAAAGUGCAAUUCGAUACA
Molecule: messenger RNA, 2914 nt
Organism: Mizuhopecten yessoensis (Yesso scallop)
Lineage: Eukaryota; Metazoa; Mollusca; Bivalvia; Pectinida; Pectinidae
Product: tRNA (cytosine(34)-C(5))-methyltransferase-like
Exons: 22
Coding region: 31-2463 (810 amino acids)
Biological process (GO): tRNA methylation
Cellular component (GO): nucleus; cytoplasm
Molecular function (GO): tRNA (cytidine-N5)-methyltransferase activity; tRNA binding
Source: RefSeq, a predicted model, not a curated record